This is a messenger RNA of Condylostylus longicornis, 2355 nucleotides long. Its product is annotated as ankyrin repeat and MYND domain-containing protein 2. Bases 150 to 1355 code for a protein of 401 amino acids. The transcript is spliced from 3 exons. Gene Ontology annotation, molecular function: protein binding. NCBI's taxonomy places the organism in Eukaryota, Metazoa, Arthropoda, Insecta, Diptera, Dolichopodidae. The record is from RefSeq and is a predicted model, not a curated record.
UAGAAGGAAAGCAUUUUACAUCCUGGGGGAUAAAUUUUUAUUUUUAUACAAGGUGAAAAAACAAGAAAAGACGCAUUUAAUAAUAAAACAGGAAUAUCUUGGAUAAAGUUGUGAUUGAAGAUAAAAAUAUCAAUAUAAAGUGAAGUAAAAUGGUGAACGAAGUUGUAUUAAAUGAAUUUCAAAGCAAGAUAUUUGAGAAAAUAUCAAAGAAUGAAGUGGAUGAUUUUAAAGCACUAUUGGCUGUUUGUAAGGAUACAGUAAAUUUUGUAGAUAAAAAUGGUAUGACUCCGCUUCAACAUGCAUGUUAUAAAGGCAACAAGGAAAUAGUACAAAUGCUUUUAGACCAAGGAGCCGAUGUCAAUUAUAGUCAACAUGGUGCUGGUUAUACUUCAUUACAUUUUGCUGCAUUAUCUGGAAAUACAGAUGUUUGUGUUUUAUUAUUAGAUGCUGGAGUCAAUGCAAAUACUUUAAAUUCUGUAUCGAGGACAGCAGCUCAAAUGGCAGCUUUUGUUGGAAAUCAUCAAUGUGUAGCUACAAUUAACAAUCAUAUUUCAAAAUCUGAAAUAGAAUGUUAUACAAAAUUGCAAGGGCAUCAAACUGAACCAUAUUUGCAACCUAUUUUACUGGAUAAUUUUCAUAGAUUUGUUAUACAAAUAAACAUUCAUCCCGUUCGGGUUGCAUUAAAUUUGCAAAAAUAUUCUUUAUCGGAUCAUUUGAAAUCAGUAAACAAAGUUUUAGAACUUAUGAUGGAAAAAGAGAUGCAAAAAAAAUAUGAUGUAAAUGAGUUGAUGGCUUAUAAAUAUCAUUAUUUAAGUUGGAUUGUUAAGGAAAUAAUGCGAUGUCAAGAGCAUUUCCAAAAUGCUAAAAAAGAUAAUAAAACUGAUUCUUCAAACGAAGGGAAGCAUGAUUUUAUCGAAUUGUUUGCAAAGAGAGUACUAAAGGAAAACAAAUUGGGCCAAUUAGAUUAUUUAGAAUAUACAAUAAGAGAUUGUGCACGAGAAUUUCCUUACAGGGAAUGUACAAUUUUUAGACAAGUUGUAUCACAAUUGGCUAAUAAAGAUUCUUUGCCAGCUUUAGACAUUUUAAAAAAUGCAAUUAAUGGAAGUAGAGGAUUUGUGGAUGAUAUAACAUUUUGUAGCUCAUGUGGGGAAGAGAAACCGGAUAAGAAAUGUUCAAAAUGUAAACAAGUGCAAUAUUGUGACCGCGAAUGUCAACGUCUUCAUUGGUUUAUGCAUAAAAAGAAUUGUGCAAGACCUACAUCAGCUUCUGCAUCUGCUUCAGGUAGUCAAUCUGCUAAAAAGGAUAUCGAUGCUAAUGACAUAAGAGAACAAUUACAAAAUUUAGUUGCUAGUUAAAAACCUUUCUAUCUUAAUUAAAUAAUCUAAAGCAGAAAUAAAUCUAAAACAAAUAUUAAAUUUGUGAACAUUAACUGCUUGUACUGUAAACAAAAUAAGUAACAAAUGAUUAUUUUAAUCUUAAAAAAAUUUAAAUCAUAGGAUAAAAUGAAUGAUAAAAUUAUUACUAAAUUAUAAUUUAACAUCGUCACUUUUUAAAUGAUUUUUAAACAAAUAAUUUUUACUAGAUUUUAACAAUAAAAGCUGUAUGCCAUAUGUAAUUUGAAGUGUUUUUUUUUUUUUUUUUUGAUCUAAUAACAUAGCUGGCAUGAAAAUGUAGAGGAUUUUUGUUCUCUAAAAAACAAUAUUAGUUUUUUUUCGUUGUUUUUUCAUUUCGGUUAGUGUUAAGUUCUAAUAAGAAAAAAUAUAAAUUUGGUAAAUUUUUAUUGUACAAAAAUUACGAGCGUUGGAUUUGUUAGUAGUAGACAAUUAUAGUUUUAAAAUAUAAAACACGUGCAUUUAAUUCAUUUUUCAAAUUUCCUUUAAUUUAGAAUUGUACAAUUCCUGCCCAUGUACACUAAGAAAAAAAAAAUAAAGAAGAACAGUUUAAAUCUUCUCAAUGCUUAUUUAAAAAUAAGCAGACCAAUUAUAUUUAUGUAUGUGAGUAAUAAGUCUAAGCAUAAAAUUAACAUUUAUUUUUUUUUUUGAAAAUUCAAACUAAAUCUAUUAGAAAAACGAAAAGUUUUUAAAUUUAUGCAGGUUUAAAAGUCUAAUAGUCUAAUUUUGAUGGAUUUUGCGAUAAUUAAGACGUGUAGAUCUAAAUUUUAAAAUCUAAGUUCUAAUCUAAAUCUUAAAAUUUUUUUUUGCAUGAUUACUGAUCUAGAAAAACUAAAUGUGAUGUAGUUAACUACAUACAUUCAUAUAAAUUUUUAUAUUUUUGUAAUAUUCCUCAUUUUGUAAUGUGCUACAAAAAGCAGAGUUUUAUCGAACAUGCUAAAUUUGUAGAUUUAGUUUCGAUUUA